Molecule: messenger RNA, 3249 nt
Organism: Triplophysa rosa
Lineage: Eukaryota; Metazoa; Chordata; Actinopteri; Cypriniformes; Nemacheilidae
Gene: sox4a
Product: SRY-box transcription factor 4a
Exons: 1
Coding region: 425-1498 (357 amino acids)
Biological process (GO): anatomical structure morphogenesis; positive regulation of transcription by RNA polymerase II; cell differentiation
Molecular function (GO): DNA-binding transcription activator activity, RNA polymerase II-specific; RNA polymerase II cis-regulatory region sequence-specific DNA binding
Source: RefSeq, a predicted model, not a curated record
AGUAUUGAAAGUUGUGAAGGGUGAUAGGAAGCACAGAGCAUGAAAGAGCGCAGUUGUCUAAACCCACCGCAUGGUCGUACGACAAACUAUGCUGAAGACACUUGUCCGUUUCCAUUAAACGGCUUUAGAUACUUUGCGUCCAGAGCGCACUCUGGCUUUGUUUUCAGUCGAACCGGCAGUUGAACUGCAGACUGUUACGUUUUUGAAGACGUUACAGGGACCUGACGGAGUUCCAAACCGGAGACAUGCGCUCUGUGGACGGACUGCUGGCAGAGUGCUGAACCCAGAGACAGACUCCAGCAACUUUGUUUCCACGCGCGUGGCGAGAACCCAGACCAGCAUCUUAUUUAAUAAAGGCGCUGAAAAGAAUUUCAAGACGCAGCGCGUGUAGGAUUUUCCCGAGCAAUUAAAAGUUGACUUUUGCAUGGACACGUACGUGGCUAUGGUGGAGCAAACGCACAGCACCGACGUGCUCUCCGGCGACUCCAUUGAUUCGGGGGAGAUGGACCUAGACAUGGACGCCUCGCCGACCCCCGGCUCCCCAAACUCAACUGGGGAUAAAAUGGACAUCGCGUGGUGCAAGACCCCAUCCGGACAUAUCAAGAGGCCAAUGAACGCAUUCAUGGUUUGGUCGCAGAUAGAAAGGCGCAAGAUCAUGGAACAGUCGCCGGACAUGCACAACGCGGAGAUCUCCAAGAGACUUGGCAAACGCUGGAAACUUUUAAAAGACAGCGAUAAGAUCCCCUUCAUACGCGAGGCUGAGCGACUGCGGCUCAAGCACAUGGCAGACUAUCCUGACUACAAAUAUCGACCUCGGAAGAAGGUGAAGUCAUCCAGCGGCAAAAGCGGAGAGAAGGGGGAGCGCGUCAGCGGCAGCCCGGGCGCGAAGGCUGCACCCAAAAAGAGCUCGAAAACUCUCAGCAGGACGCACAGAAAGUCCGCUGCGCUUGAACUGCCUUCUCACCCAGUCCCUGCAGACCACCACGCUCUCUACAAAUCCAGGUCUGCGUCCGCCGCCAAGCAAAUACCCGACAAACCAGCAAAACGCGCGCAUGUGUUCGGAGGAUGCAGCACUGACAGCAGCCCGCCCUCCGUCGCCGUGCCCGCCAGUCCCACUCUGAGCAGCUCGGCGGAAUCCAGUGACCCGCUGAGCCUGUACGACGACGGGCUCGCCAGCGGAAAAGAAGACACCGAGUCCGCGGCGCGCUACAAAUACACGCGCGCAUCGUCUCCAACGCCCUCCGCGUCGCACUCAUCCUCCUCACAUUCAUCUUCAUCUGACGAGGAGUUCGACGACGAGCUUGCGGACCUCAGUCCCGGCUUUGACAGCUUCAGCACCUUUGGCACUGCGCCCCUGGACAGAGACUUGGAGUUCAAUUUUGAGUCUGGCUCCGGCUCGCACUUUGAGUUCCCCGAUUACUGCACACCAGAGGUGAGCGAAAUGAUAUCAGGGGACUGGCUCGAAUCGACAAUAUCCAACUUGGUAUUCACUUAUUGACCUAUAGUAACGAAUCUGAUUUAAAGGACAGAUUGAGAAAAAUAUAUCUUUAUGACUGUCGUAAAGACGGAGGGCUGAAAAGUCCUCCGAGACGAGUCAGACAACGAGUCAACGACACGAUUCCUCCUGUUUAUCAUGCAUCAGAGACUGUGGGUUUUCAUUAUCCACUGACGAAAGUGCUUAGCUUGCUCGUUUGGUGCUGGAAGGAGUGAAAUGACGCGCGCGCUUUGGAAGAAGAGGACGGCAUUGCGCGGUGGUGAAGUUCAACUUUUCCACCCGCUUUAACUUAAAAAGGGACGUUUAAAAACAGUCUGGUCAAAUGCUUGUUUUGGUGGAGGUACUGAACGGAGAAAGGCGUUUUGUGACCAGAAUCGCAUGCUUUCAUUACGAUGUAACCGCGAAAGCGUAACUGGUGUUGAUUCAUUGAAACGGAACGGCAGCGCUUUAUCAGACGCAAAAAGACACAAUCACCAGCUUUUCUGUCGACGUGACAUCAGGAUUCAAACGCAACUCAGAUGAUUCAACUCUUUACACUACAAAUCAGGACCAAAAUUCAUCCGAGGAGCGUUCUGUCUCUCUCUCUCUCUCUCUCUCUCUCUCUCUCUCUCUCUCUCUCUCUCUCUCUCUGCCUUUCACUUUUCCAUCAUCUCCCGAGUAACUUUUCCGUGCUGGCAUUUUAUAUCGAUGUAUUUAUAAUGGCCCAACAGUGCUCCUCCUUUCCCCUCUCCCCCCUCUUGAAUUGUGUUCUAGUCAGUCUGUUGUGUGUAUAGUCUGCACAUGCACAUGUCCGUCUUUGUCGCGGAAGGGCUAGACUCGUUUCGUAUUAUUUAAUUGACCUCUCAUGCGGAAAGGAGAUUAAAUGUUUCAUUCUUUUCUGAGUGUAUUUUUGUACAAAAUCUAUCGAGGGGGUGUCAAUCGGUGAAUAUCGCUGUUUGGAUUUCCGAUUUUUAAAACCAGGGGGUCGGGUUGUCUCAAAAAUCUGCCCCCCUAACCAUGUUUACAGUGUCAAUCCACAGGCUUCUUAAAGAGACAGUGUCUGAAUUUCAACGACCAAUCAUCAUUAGCCUACGAUGAGCGCUGAAUGAGGUUGUAUGUAGCUGCAGCGACGUCUGCAAUUUAUUACGUCCUUAUUGGAUACUGUACCUUUUGAAUACCGAUUUCUUCGUGCUUUUAUAGUGACACGUUUUGGUUUUAACCACUGGAUGGAAUUAUACAGAUACGUCGAAAUGCCUCUUAAGUUCAUGAACAAUGAAGUACGUCUUCGCUCCAUAAUUGUACAAGGAUAUUUAAUCUUUUUCUACAUGUUGGCUAAAUGUAGCUAAUCGUUUUAGUAUAUUACGGCAUGGCAAAUAGCAUUUUGUAUUUCUGAAUUCAGGUUUAUGUAGAGCAGUCGUGUUUAAGGCAGAGGGUCGACAUGAAGAUUUCUAUGUACAUUGACUGUAAAAUAAGUAAAAGAGUGCGUGUUUAUGUCUGACAAUGUUAUAUCAUGACAGGAGCGAGAACAUAUAUCUUUAUACAUCCCUAUGUUUAAGAGUGUUGUUCAUGAGUUUUGGACUAUAUAUAGAUAUGUUUUAUUGUUUCAUUUCGUGCAAUAUGCUGUGUACAAUAUUGUUUUGUCUUACCAUACCAUAUCUCACCAUUUGAGUAGUGAACUCAAAAGCCAGCCAAUUGUGUCAAGUCACUGCCUGUCAGACCUCUGUACAGAACUUUGUCUUUUUUCCAAGAAGGAAAUAAAAUCAGCUGGAACUGAA